This is a messenger RNA of Dermacentor silvarum, 2432 nucleotides long. It is a transcript of the gene crn, whose product is annotated as crooked neck-like protein 1. Gene Ontology annotation, biological process: spliceosomal complex assembly; mRNA splicing, via spliceosome. The record is from RefSeq and is a predicted model, not a curated record. The transcript is spliced from 14 exons. Gene Ontology annotation, molecular function: protein binding. Lineage: Eukaryota; Metazoa; Arthropoda; Arachnida; Ixodida; Ixodidae. Gene Ontology annotation, cellular component: post-mRNA release spliceosomal complex; precatalytic spliceosome; Prp19 complex. The coding region runs from base 156 to 2237 and encodes 693 amino acids.
CGUCGUGACAAGCAUGGCGCCUCGCAUACGCUGAUCGCCGUUUCGUCGUUUUGAUGCCAGCGCAAAGAAGAAUUCCGUUAUAACGCACCACACCUGUUGCAUCGUGAACUUCGUCGAUUAUCUUUAUUCGCUAGGUUUUCAAUUUAGAAUCUACCAUGGCUAGUUCAAGCGGGACGAAGCCCCAGAAAAUCCCGAAAGUUGCAAAGGUCAAGAACAAAACGCCGGCUGAAAUUCAAAUCACAGCCGAGCAACUUCUUCGUGAGGCCAAGGAAAGAGACUUGGAGAUCUUACCACCGCCGCCAAAGCAAAAGAUCUCUGACCCCGAAGAGUUAGCAGAAUACCAGCUGAGAAAACGAAAGGCCUUUGAGGACAGCAUCCGCAAGAACCGAUCUGUCAUCAGCAACUGGAUCAAAUAUGCUCAGUGGGAAGAGAGUCAAAAGGAAAUACAGAGGGCUCGCUCGGUGUACGAGCGGGCUUUGGACGUGGACCAUCGAAAUGUUACCCUUUGGCUGAAGUAUGCUGAGAUGGAAAUGAAGAACCGCCAGGUGAACCACGCGCGCAAUAUCUGGGACCGCGCCGUGUCCAUCCUGCCCCGGGUGAAACAGCUGUGGUACAAGUACACCUACAUGGAAGAGAUGCUGGGAAACAUCGCCGGUUGCCGACAGGUCUUCGAGCGCUGGAUGGAAUGGGAACCCCAUGAGCAGGCCUGGCAGACGUACAUCAACUUUGAGCUGCGUUAUAAGGAACUCGACAGGGCCCGUCAGAUCUACGAACGAUUUGUGAUGGUUCAUCCGGACGUUCGGCACUGGAUCAAGUAUGCCAAGUUUGAAGAGCACAACAGCUACAUCAACAAUGCACGGCGCAUCUACGAACGUGCCGUCGAGUUUUUCGGCGAAGAAUACAUGGACGAAAGACUGUUUGUUGCCUUCGCCAAGUUCGAGGAGAACCAACGGGAGCACGACCGCGUGCGAGUGAUCUACAAGUACGCCCUGGACCACAUCCCCAAGGAGAAAGCGCAGGACCUGUUCAAGAACUACACCAUCCACGAAAAGAAGUACGGUGACCGGGCCGGCAUCGAGGACGUCAUUGUCAGCAAGCGCAAGUACCAGUACGAGGAGCAAGUCAAGGAGAACCCACUCAACUACGAUGCCUGGUUUGACUACUUGCGGCUCAUGGAGAGCGAGGGCAACGUUGACUCGACGCGGGAGACCUACGAGCGGGCCAUUGCCAACGUGCCGCCGUCGCGGCUCAAGCGCUUCUGGCGACGCUACAUCUACCUCUGGAUCAACUACGCCUUGUACGAGGAGCUAGAGGUGGGCGACGCCGAGCGCACGCGCGAGGUGUACCGGGCCUGCCUUCGCCUGCUGCCCCACAAGACAUUCACCUUUGCCAAGGUGUGGCUCCAGGCGGCCCACUUCGAGGUGCGCCAGAAGAACCUGCCUGCAGCCCGCAAGCUCCUGGGCACGGCCAUAGGUCUCUGCCCUAAGGACAAGCUCUUCCGCGGCUACAUUGACCUGGAGAUACAGCUUAGGGAGUUUGAUCGCUGUCGCAUCCUUUACCAGAAGUUUCUCGAGUUUGCGCCCGAGAACUGCACCACUUGGAUGAAGUAUGCAGAGUUGGAGACGAUCCUGGGGGACGUGGAGCGAGCGCGGGCCAUUUUUGAGAUUGCCAUCAGCCAGCCCCGCUUGGACAUGCCGGAGGUGAUCUGGAAGAGCUACGUUGACUUUGAGAUCGAGCAGGAGCAGUACCAGCUGGCGGCACGUCUCUACGAACGCUUGCUUGAACGCACCCAGCACGUCAAGGUCUGGAUUAGCUAUGCGCACUUCCAGCUCAACUAUGGGGGCAAGGAUCCUGUUCCAUUGGCCAGGAACAUCUUCGAACGGGCCAAUAAGGAGCUCCGCAAUGCCGCUGAGAAGGAGGAACGCCUCAUGCUUCUUGAGUCUUGGGCAGAGUUUGAGGCCAGCCACGGGGAUGAGCAGAGCCAAGAGUCGGUUGCCAGGCAGAUGCCGAAGAAAGUCAAGAAGCGAAGGAAAAUCGUCAACGAAGACGGGUCGGAGGCCGGCUGGGAGGAGUACUUCGACUACAUCUUCCCGACGGAUGAGACGGCCAAGCCGCACCUCAAACUACUUGAAAUUGCCAAGAAGUGGAAGAAGCAGCAGCAGAAGCACGAGGAUGGCGACGGGGAGGAGGACGCCGACGACGACAGUCUGGGCGACACCAGCAGACAGGAGGCGUGACAGCUUUGACUCAUCUUCUUGCCGCUUCCGCCGGUUCCACAGUCGGCACUGCGUUACGCGUCCACCGUCGCGCAUUGUUGCGUCAGAACUCGACCGCAGCCACACAUCAUCUGUACAUACUAUACAUUUCAUCGCGGUGCUUGCAUACAAUCCUGUAAAUACAACUGGCACUUGCUUGUUUGUUUUUUCUCUCGU